Rhinichthys klamathensis goyatoka is the source of this 1568-nucleotide messenger RNA. RefSeq names its product zinc finger, FYVE domain containing 19 (gene zfyve19). The record is from RefSeq and is a predicted model, not a curated record. Gene Ontology annotation, biological process: mitotic cytokinesis checkpoint signaling; abscission. NCBI's taxonomy places the organism in Eukaryota, Metazoa, Chordata, Actinopteri, Cypriniformes, Leuciscidae. Bases 128 to 1414 code for a protein of 428 amino acids. Gene Ontology annotation, cellular component: cleavage furrow; midbody; centrosome. Gene Ontology annotation, molecular function: metal ion binding; phosphatidylinositol-3-phosphate binding. The transcript has 11 exons.
AGAGCAACACAAUGGAGAGAAAGCAGCUGAAAUCACGUUAUACAAUACAAUGCAUUUAAUUAUUAUAAUCUUGAGCAUUUAAAGUGUCACUACAGCAUGUUUAAGCGGUUCCCCGAAGAAUAUCACUAUGGAUAAUCGUUGUUACUGCUGUGCAUCAAAGUUCACUCUCUUCAGAAAAGAGUUGGGUUGUAAAAACUGUGGCCAUUCUUUCUGCUCUGGGUGUCUGACAUUCAAUGCUGUUGUGCCAAAAUAUGGAAACAGCCAGCAGAAAGUCUGCAAACAGUGUUAUGGAAACUUAACAAGUCCAGGCAACCAGAAUGAUGCUGGCAAAUGGUCCCCACCUGAAAACUACAAAAAGCGAGUUGCUGCUCUCGAAGCCAAACAAGCUCAGCAGAAUCAGCCGUCCAGACCCGGAGGUGGAAAGAACAACACUGUGAGUCGGGUUUCAACCCGAGGACUCAGUAAAGAGGACCAGGUCAUCGCAGAACGACUGAACAAGCUGAAAGAGGAAACCAAGCCCAAGUCCAUCCCAUCAGAGCAGGAGCUGGAGUCUCGUCUCGCUGCCCUAAAAGCACCGGUUCAGCCCGUGCCUUCGGAUAAAGACAUGGAGGAGCGUCUGGCUGCUUUACAAGGAAGGCCUGCGCCCUCACAAGCCCCACAGCCUGUUCAUCAGCCGCCCGACAGCAGGACUCAAACAGAACAGACCAAUGAAUUGAUCACCCAAAUGACGGAGGAAGUUGCUAUUGAUGACCAGUAUCCAUCGUCAGAGGACGAACCAUUAAACGAUCUUAAUAAACAAGAGGGAGGGGGGGUGAAUGAGAACGUGGAUGACGGCGAGCUGUCAGUCAAUCAGAUGGAGGCGGAGCAAAGCCGCGUGAUGGAGGAGGCCAUGCAGGAGCUGAAGAAAGACAAGCACAACGAGGAGCAGAUGCGAGAGACGGCCAUGAGACUCGCUGUUCUGCAGGGACACGAUCCAGAACAAGUCAGACUGUCAGAUUUCCAGCAGCCUGACAGUGAUGAAGAGACCGAAGAAGAGGCCAUCACCAGAGUGAUGAAGAAGCUAUCAGAGGAGGCGACUCUAGACGAGGCCAGCGGAUUCAACAUCCCACCAGAGCUCAGCGGCCCAAUGAACCGAGAGAAGGACCCGUCCAGCAGGAGACCGGUCUCAGGCCAGCGUCUGCCAGCGUCUGCGUCUCAGAUCCAGCGCUGUAAUGAUGAAGACAGUGAUGAAGAUGAUGAGGAAGAGCUGCCGUGGUGCUGCAUCUGUAACCGGGACGCCAGUAUCCGCUGCCACACGUGUGAUAGAGAUCUGUUCUGCGCUCGCUGCUUCAGGGAAGGUCACGACAAAUAUGACAGGAAACAGCAUCGCACCGCUACAUAUACGGCCCCUAAGAAAGCCAAGAAGAAAACAUGAACCUCCAUGCGCAGAAAUGUGAAUAUAGAUAUAUAUAUACACACAUAACUCUACAUGCUUCUGAACUAGACCUCUCCGAUAGCCAGCAGAAAUAUUAAUGUUGCUUAUAUAUGUUUUGCAAACACAAAGCAGCCUUAGACUCAAGAUUGUUCAA